UUGGAGGCGGAAGAGGGAGAAUGGCGGAAGAGGUGGGUGGAGAAACCAGAACGAGAAAUGAACAUAAAGAAGAAAAAGAAAAAGAAAAAGAAGAGAAGGGGAUGAGUCCAUGGGAUCAACACUCAGGCGUGAUCAAGCUCCCUCGCUUUGAUUACAAUGCUCCCUCUUCUCUUCUCCAUCACUCCCAUUCCGGCUUUCUCAUCACUUGUACUAUCAAGCGGGAGAAAAGCGCUACUAAAGAAGCAAUCUCUAUACUUGAUAAGUUCGUUGGGCCCUUUAAUACGGGUGGUCAUGACUGUUUGAAGAACCCUUUAGAGAAUAGUACUUCAAAGAGGAGGAGGAUAUGCACAGAAGAUAUUGGUGAGGAAUGUUUGGACAUCGAGGAAACCAAGUCUGCUACUGCUAACUCUGGAGAUGGUAAACUUUUAAGUCAUGCUAAAGCAGAGACAGAAACAGAUGGAGUAACUGGUCUUUCUUUGGUUAAGUUGAACAGGAGUGGGUUGCUUCUCUUUACCUUUCCCAAUAACACAUUGCCUGACACGGUUAAUGUUGUGUCAAAUAUCAUUCAAGCUUUGGAGUCUGGGAGUGUUAGUGUGCCAGUUUGGUGCCAUCGCAUUUUCCCUAUCCAAGCUACCUGUGGUUUGAACGAAAAAGAACUACAAGAUGUUGUAUCAAUGCUUGUUAAAAAAUUCGUGGCUGCUAAACAGGACAAACUUGAACGACCUCUAAAGUUUGCUGUUGGGUACAACCGAAGAGGAAUUGAAGAGACAAAAUUUGUAGAAGAAAAUUUAAAUGGUUCGAAUGCAUUUAAUUUGCUGGACCGUAAUAAAUGCUUUGGCAUAGUGGCUUCUGCAGUCAAUCAUGUUGUGGAAGAUUCAGUAGUGGAUCUCAGGUCUCCAGAGCUCUCUGUUCUUGUUGAGUUGCUUCCCCUUUCUGGAGUACCUAAUGGGUCGAUGGUGGUUGCUGUCUCUGCCCUCCCCAGGAACCUUGUUAGUACAAAGCCUAAACUCUGUGUCAAGUCCAUGACUUCCAAUACUAAGGAAGGGUCUGUGGCUCAAUGAGAAAGAUUGGUGCUACUGUUUCACUUCAGCAUGGUUUACUUUGCCAGGUUGCUUUUCCUGGAAAUAUCUGGUGGAUUUCGUAUGACCCUGGAAAUGGAAAUUGAAAUGACCAAAGUGCAAUCCCUACUAAACAAGAUAUUGUUCCAAGUAAAAGCUGUAGCCACUUCUGCUCUGAUUCGCUCAUUUAUAAUGUAGCUAUCUUAUUAUUAAAUGUAAUUUGUGAAGUCAAGCAGAAUGCGGUUUAUAUAAGUUGUUGAACUUUAUCAUGGGUUAUGUUUAUCUCAUUUUACAUGAGAUAAACAACUCUCUUACACACACAAAAAGAAGUUGAAUUUCAUCACUCUUUUUUCUCUCUCCUCUUA
This is a messenger RNA of Gastrolobium bilobum, 1423 nucleotides long. RefSeq lists its product as uncharacterized. Gene Ontology annotation, biological process: tRNA modification. NCBI's taxonomy places the organism in Eukaryota, Viridiplantae, Streptophyta, Magnoliopsida, Fabales, Fabaceae. The record is from RefSeq and is a predicted model, not a curated record. Gene Ontology annotation, molecular function: RNA binding. The transcript has 7 exons. The coding region runs from base 21 to 1061 and encodes 346 amino acids.